UAUGUGUAUGUGUGGUGGGGGGAGAGGUUGAUAGAGGCGGGGGUGUCGGGGAGGGCCGAAGGAGGCGGCCCCUGAUUGGCUGGGGAGGGGGAGUGGAGGCACGGAGUUUCCCACAAUGCCCCUGUGCGGUGCAGCCGCGGAUGGAUGCUGCGGGAAGGGGCUGCCAUUUGCUGCCCCAGCCAGCGGCGCGCUGACCUGCCCAGUCUCCUGCAGUCGCCGCCACUUGGCCCCGGCCCGGGUCCUUGCAGCCGCUCCAUCUCAGCUCGGUCCGUGGUUCCUGGGGUCGCCAACAUGAAUACUAGCUCAGGGAGCGGAGAGGAGAAAGGGGCUGCCGGCAGCAGCAGCAGCGGAAGCGGCGGUGGCGGUGGCGGUGGCGGCGGCGGGAGCUGCUGCCGCGGAGCCGAGGGCGGUGUACCGGACACGCGGAGCGCAGGGGCUGGAGCUUCGGCGGCGGCGGCGGCGGCGGUGGCGGCUGCAGCAGCCGCCCUGGAGGAGCCUCAGGCCACCGGUCAGAAGGAGAAGGACGAGGCUCUGGAGGAAAAGCUGAGAAACUUAACUUUCCGGAAGCAGGUCUCUUACAGGAAAGCAAUCUCUCGGUCAGGCCUCCAGCAUUUGGCUCCGGUGCAUUCCCUCAGCCUACCUAUUGCCAAUGGUCCAGCGAAGGAACCCAGAGCAACACUAGACUGGAGUGAAAAUGCUGUGAAUGGAGAACACCUAUGGCUGGAGACCAAUGUUUCAGGAGACCUGUGUUACCUCGGGGAGGAAAACUGUCAAGUCAAGUUUGCAAAAUCAGCUCUCAGGAGGAAGUGUGCGGUCUGUAAAAUUGUGGUCCACACAGCCUGUAUGGAGCAGCUAGAAAAGAUUAAUUUCAGAUGCAAACCAACUUUUCGAGAAGGAGGCUCAAGAUCUCCAAGAGAAAAUUUUGUCCGUCAUCACUGGGUACACAGAAGACGACAGGAGGGAAAAUGUAAGCAGUGUGGGAAGGGGUUCCAGCAGAAAUUCUCCUUUCAUAGUAAAGAGAUUGUAGCCAUCAGCUGUUCCUGGUGUAAGCAGGCGUUUCACAACAAGGUCACCUGCUUCAUGAUGCACCACAUUGAGGAGCCAUGCUCUCUGGGGGCUCAUGCUGCUGUCAUUGUCCCACCUACCUGGAUCAUUAAGGUGAAGAAACCUCAGAAUUCAUUAAAGGCUUCAAAUCGGAAGAAGAAGAGGACAAGUUUUAAAAGGAAAGCCAGCAAAAGAGGAGCUGAACCAGAAAAUAAAGGCCGGCCAUUUGUGAUAAAACCCAUUUCCUCUCCACUCAUGAAACCACUGCUCAUAUUUGUGAAUCCCAAGAGUGGAGGCAACCAGGGGACCAAAAUUCUCCAGAUGUUCAUGUGGUAUCUGAAUCCACGACAGGUCUUUGAUCUUUCUCAGGAAGGGCCGAGAGAUGCGCUUGAGCUAUAUAGAAAAGUGCCAAAUCUUCGAAUCCUGGCCUGUGGCGGGGAUGGAACGGUCGGUUGGAUCCUUUCCAUCCUCGAUGAACUUCAACUCAGUCCCCAGCCGCCUGUUGGGGUUCUUCCUCUGGGUACUGGGAAUGACCUGGCUCGAACUCUCAACUGGGGAGGGGGAUACACGGAUGAACCUGUCUCCAAGAUAUUGUGCCAUGUGGAAGAUGGAACUAUUGUGCAGCUAGAUCGAUGGAAUCUCCAUGUAGAAAGAAACCCUGAUUUACCUCCUGAAGAACUUGAAGAUGGUGUAUGCAAGCUUCCUCUCAAUGUUUUCAAUAAUUACUUCAGUCUUGGAUUUGACGCUCACGUUACACUGGAAUUCCAUGAAUCCCGAGAAGCAAAUCCAGAGAAAUUCAACAGUCGCUUUAGAAAUAAAAUGUUUUAUGCAGGGGCAGCCUUUUCUGACUUCCUGCAGAGAAGCUCCAGGGAUUUAUCCAAACAUGUCAAGGUUGUGUGUGAUGGAACAGACCUUACCCCAAAGAUUCAAGAGCUGAAGUUCCAAUGUAUAGUGUUUUUAAAUAUACCUAGGUAUUGUGCAGGCACAAUGCCUUGGGGAAAUCCAGGAGAUCACUUAGAUUUUGAACCUCAGCGCCAUGAUGAUGGCUAUAUUGAAGUUAUUGGAUUCACCAUGGCUUCUUUGGCUGCCCUGCAAGUUGGAGGCCAUGGAGAAAGGUUGCAUCAGUGCCGGGAGGUAAUGCUACUAACAUACAAAUCUAUCCCCAUGCAAGUGGAUGGAGAACCCUGUAAGUUGGCCCCUGCUCUGAUUCGGAUAUCCCUGAGAAAUCAGGCCAACAUGGUGCAGAAGAGCAAGAGGAGAACAUCCAUGCCUUUACUUAAUGAUAUCCAUAAGGUGCAAACCACUGAUCUGAGGAGAGUUUCUGCUCCCCCUGGCUCCUUCACCAUUCCCCAUUCUGUCCCAGACCGCCUACGGAUCCGAGUGAACAGAAUUAGUUUACAAGACUAUGAAGGCUUGCACUAUGACAAAGAAAAGCUCCGGGAAGCUUCUAUCCCUCUGGGUAUUCUAGUUGUACGGGGAGACUGUGAUCUGGAAACUUGUCGCAUGUACAUUGACCGCCUACAGGAGGACCUGCAGUCAGUUCCUUCUAGUACCCAGAGAGUUCAUUACCAGGCUUUAGUCUGCCAGAGUCCUGGGACUGGUUCCUGCCCCAGCAGAAUGUGCACAAGAAGCUUCCUUCCUGGGAUAGAAGACUGCUUCAGAUCUAAGGACCAGGAAACCUCUUUCCCCAGGGCUCUUUCAGCUCAGAGACUUUCCCCCAGGUGGUGCUUCCUAGAUGCUACUUCUGCUGAUCGUUUUUAUCGAAUAGACAGAGCUCAGGAACAUUUGCACUUUGUGAUGGAAAUUUCACAAGAUGAGAUUUUUAUCCUGGAUCCAGAUAUGGUGGUAUCACAGCAAGCAGGAACACCACCAGGGAUGCCUGAUCUGGUAGUGGAGCAAGCUUCUGGGAUGUCAGAUUGGUGGAACCCAGCUCUCCGAAAACGCAUGCUGAGUGACAGUGGGCUGGGGAAAAUAUCACCGCAUUUUGAGGCUUCUGAGAAGAACGACUUCAGCCACUCACACAUGCUACCGUCACCAGUCUCUUCAGAAGAUCAAGCACUUGUACAGGCAGUCAUAGCUGGAGAUCUAAUGAAGCUCAUAGAAUGCUAUAAGAAUGGAGGCAGUCUACUAAUCCAGGGACCAGAUCACUGUUCACUCCUUCACUACGCAGCUAAAACUGGGAAUGGCGAUAUUGUGAAAUACAUCCUUGACCAUGGUCCUUCUGAAUUAUUGGAUAUGACAGACAGUGAAACAGGAGAGACAGCGUUGCAUAAGGCUGCUUGCCAGCGGAACCGGGCUGUCUGCCAACUCCUGGUGGAUGCAGGGGCAUCUCUGAGAAAGAGGGAUUCCAAGGGCAAGACCCCUCAAGACAGAGCCCAGCAGGCUGGGGACCCAGAUUUGGCUUCAUACCUAGAAAGUCGUCAGAGCUACAAGAUCCUUACCCACGAAGACCUAGAGACUGCAGUUUGACUCAGGUAGAAGGAAGAAGGGAACUCUGGUGAGAAUAUCGACGAUGCCCCUUGGCAAUCCGGCAACUCCUGUGGAAGAAACUGAUGGAAUCAAAGUGUCUAUCUUUAUCACUCAAGAUAUCUAUCUGAGGACAUGCCACCAGUUUCUAAGGGCUACUGAAAUGCACCAUGAAAUACAAUAGCCCCAGGGAAUGAGGCAGGAUUCAUGGAGGUUUGUGGAAUACCUGGUCCACGAAAUUUGAUCCUUAUUGCUUCCAGCAAGUAGCAUGAACUUCUGUGUUCACCUGUAUAAUUUAUUUUAAAGUCAGAAAGGAUGUUCCUAUAAAUGGCACUGCUCCUCUUCCCCUUUUGCACAGAAUGGUCCCCCACAUCCACACAGCCCUACCACAACUAUCUGUCAGUUGGUUUUAAAUGGAAAGGAUGUCUGUUCUCUUAACAGAAAAGCUUCACAGCUAAUGUGGUUUCUGGAAGGACUUUCAAGGAGCCCACAAAGACAUGACUGCUUCAGUUUCCUAUGACUAAAUUCAUCUAAAAUAUUUAGUGACUAGGGAGUAUUCUCCCUUUUUUGCAUGGGUUCCUCUCUUUCUUUUCCAUCUUAUGGGAACUGAGAAGUACCUCAUGGAUUAUGUCAAUGGGUAGCAGAAUUGGGUUCUGAUAAAUCUCUAAGCUAGAGUGAGGUAGCAUGAAAAUAUGUGGGUUUAAUUAUGUGGUCAGUGAGCAGGGCUCGGGGCACCUUACUAAGGUACUCAGAGUGGUAGAUUGGGGAUCCUGGUCUCUGUCCAAUGUAACAAAGGAAUGAUUCAGCUUGGGCUUUUUUAAUAGCUGAGUACUGCCUAUGUAUAGCCAUUUUUGCCUUCUGGUGCAAUGGAAUUGAAGGAUGGAUGGAACAAAGGCAGACAGUUGGCAUAUCUAUCUACUUCUAAAAGCUACAGCAAAAAAUUGGGGGGAAGCAGAUAAUCAUGAGUUUGGAAAUGGUGGGAACAGGGAAUGGAAUAUUGUGGCAGACUUUAUUUCCAGACAUUUCUGAAAAUAGAGAACAGGCCUGUUUCAUGGAGAGGUUUGACCUAAAGCACUGGGAAAGAAAAAUUACAAUUUCUAAGAAGACUCAUUUAAGCAAAAUGGCAGCCAUUGGUCUUCUAACCAGUGCUACCCUAACCUACCAUCCUGGGUACAGUAGUCUUAAGGAGUCUACUGUUAGGUAUCUCCUCCAGCUUUUAGGUUUUUUUAAUUGCUCUAUUCCAAACAUAUUGCCCCCCCCCCAAAGUGAAAGAACUACAGCCUCUGUAACUUCUCUUUCUGUUUUACUGUCACAAUUUGGCAAUAUCCAAGUUUCUUUUUUCCACACUGCAUGUCAGGUACCAAAGUGGCAUCUUUAAUUCUCUUGGCUCAAUGUUGGCACCAUUAACAACCUCAUUUUCCAGGAAAGAAGAAGCAUUUUGCAUCCCUUUCUCUUCCUUUUCUUUCCCACAACCUGUCACUGGAGAGAUCUUAGAAGGAGGGUGCAUGACAGUGUUGCUUUCAUCAGUGGAGUAGGGCUGUUCCAUCUCUGCCACCUUAGCUCAUUCUGCGCACACAGAUCUCUGUAGGUUUAUACUGAUCAGGAUUUUAACACUCAUUAGAGCCCAUGAAAACACCUAUGGUUUUGGGGCAAACACUCUUGGGUUUGCUUCUGUAUAAGCUACAGACAUGGAAUGGUUCUAAUUCCUUUACUGGGUGUGCAAAGAGUUUGCUACUGCCUAAAAGUGACCCUGUUUUAGUCCCCAUUCCAUCCCCUCUCAUUGGACAUGAAUAAAGUGUUUUCCUAGUGUUUCUGCAUGUGAACUUAAA
Antechinus flavipes (yellow-footed antechinus) is the source of this 5339-nucleotide messenger RNA. RefSeq names its product diacylglycerol kinase iota (gene DGKI). The record is from RefSeq and is a predicted model, not a curated record. Gene Ontology annotation, biological process: intracellular signal transduction; lipid phosphorylation; diacylglycerol metabolic process. The transcript has 35 exons. Lineage: Eukaryota; Metazoa; Chordata; Mammalia; Dasyuromorphia; Dasyuridae. The coding region runs from base 145 to 3513 and encodes 1122 amino acids. Gene Ontology annotation, cellular component: nucleus. Gene Ontology annotation, molecular function: ATP-dependent diacylglycerol kinase activity; protein binding.